Molecule: messenger RNA, 1823 nt
Organism: Andrographis paniculata
Lineage: Eukaryota; Viridiplantae; Streptophyta; Magnoliopsida; Lamiales; Acanthaceae
Product: probable pectate lyase 8
Exons: 6
Coding region: 106-1368 (420 amino acids)
Molecular function (GO): pectate lyase activity
Source: RefSeq, a predicted model, not a curated record
UUGUGUGUAUGCACAAAAUGUAUGCAUACAUAUAAAUACGUACAAACAUAUAUAUAUAUACAUAGAGAGAGAGAGAGAGAGAGAGAGAGGAGUGUGCGAUAAUCAAUGGCGGUUUCAUCGAAGAAGGAACAUCAGCUGCAUCUGGUUUGGAUGCUGAUUUUGGUGCUAGGUCUUGCCGGAGCUCAAGGAAAUUCAAGGUUGGGAAGAAGGAGUGAAGAAGCUCUGGAUGACUCUGAAGAGGUUGCAAAAAUGGUAGAAAUGGCGAUCAGAAACAGCACGGAGAGGCGGAAACUGGGAUUCUUCUCCUGCGGGAGCGGCAACCCCAUCGACGACUGCUGGCGCUGCAACCGCAACUGGCAGCGCAACCGGAAGGCCCUGGCCGACUGCGGCAUCGGCUUCGGCCGCAACGCCAUCGGCGGCCGCGACGGCCGCUACUACGUGGUGACCGACCCCGGCGACGACGACCCCGUAAACCCGCGGCCGGGCACUCUCCGGCACGCCGUCAUCCAGGAGGAGCCUCUGUGGAUCACAUUCCGACGUGACAUGGUGAUCACUCUCAAGCAGGAGCUCAUCAUGAACAGCUUCAAGACCAUCGACGGCCGCGGCGCCAACGUCCACAUCGCCAACGGAGCCUGCAUCACCAUACAGUUCGUCACCAAUGUCAUCGUCCACGGCCUCCACAUACACGACUGCCGCCCCACCGGGAAUGCCAUGGUGAGGAGCUCCCCGUCCCAUUAUGGCUGGAGGACCAUGGCCGACGGGGACGCCAUCUCUAUAUUCGGGUCGAGCCACAUUUGGGUGGAUCACAAUUCACUCUCGAAUUGCGCCGACGGGCUCGUGGAUGCCGUCAUGGGGUCGAACUCCAUCACCAUUUCCAAUAAUUAUUUCACUCACCACAAUGAGGUUAUGUUGUUGGGGCAUAGUGACUCUUACAUGAGAGACAAGCAAAUGCAAGUGACCAUUGCAUUCAACCAUUUUGGGGAAGGCCUCAUUCAAAGAAUGCCAAGGUGUAGACAUGGAUACUUCCAUGUGGUGAACAACGACUACACUCACUGGGAAAUGUACGCAAUAGGGGGUAGCGCCGAACCCACCAUCAACAGCCAAGGCAACAGAUACCUUGCACCGGCAAAUCCCUUUGCAAAAGAGGUGACCAAGAGAGUGGAUACAGAUGACAACCAAUGGAAAGGGUGGAAUUGGAGAUCGGAAGGGGACUUGAUGCUGAACGGGGCUUACUUCACGUCUUCGGGGGCUGGCGCAUCAUCCAGCUACGCCCGAGCUUCCAGCUUGGGCGCCAAGUCCUCUGCCAUGGUUGGCCCUAUGACUUCUGGUGCCGGCGCCCUCGGUUGUCGCCCCGGACGCUUGUGCUAGCAAGCAAACACCCUUACUUACACUUACACCCCUAUUCACUAUAUAUAUAAAAAAAAGAAAGUCACACACAUAGCAUGAUCCAUGAUGGAUCAUAAAUGAACAAUUAUAAUUAUUGUUUCCAUGUUUUUUUUUUUUUUUUCAUUUGAUCCCUUACCUAUAUAUAAAUAGUAUUUUAAUUUGGUUUCUAAAUGAUGUGGUUACUGCUACAGUACAGUACAACACAGAGUUCAUCAGUCAGUAGAGAUAUGAUUGAUGAUAAUCGGCUCAGGCUCAACUCAUUGCGCGCAACCUCGGCCUGCUGCUCUUCUCCGAUCCGCCAUUAGGUUCAAAUCAAUUUUAUUGUUAGAAGUAGUGCAGGUGCGGAAGCGUUGUUGUUCAUUAUUUCUCUUAAUUCGAACUAGCUAGCUAGCUACUUCUUGUGUUAUAUAUAAAUAUAUACAUUCUCUAUUAUAUUC